AUGGAUCCCAAUACCACUUAUUUGGUUCAGCAGCAGCAACCACAACAAGGAAUUGUAUAUACUCAACCUGUCUAUGCUCAGGGUGCGCCUGUUCAGGUACCGGGAGAAGCUGUUAAUCCCACCUAUGUACCUCAACCUGUCUAUGCACCUCAACCUAUGUAUGCUCCUCAGCCUACUACCCAGCAAGUAGCUAGAGCUGAUAGUUUGACAAUCCAGCCGGAGAAUUGGCAAGGAACUUGUAUUCCGAAGGUCGAUAAAAUACGUGGAUUGAUCAUCCUCAUUCUGUCCAUUUUCUUCCCAGGUCUAUCUACAUGCAUUGGAGGUUGCAUGGAUGAUAGAGGGUGUAAUUGUGGACUGGUUUGCCUUGGAAUUCUUCAGAUGUUCCUGUGCGUAUUUCUCAUUGGUUACAUAUGGGCAAUUGUUACUGGUGUUAUGACGUUUGUAAAUGCUUAUGGCCAACUGUAAA
Messenger RNA from Blastocystis hominis, 466 nucleotides. RefSeq lists its product as hypothetical. The record is from RefSeq and is a predicted model, not a curated record. The transcript has 6 exons. The coding region runs from base 1 to 465 and encodes 154 amino acids. NCBI's taxonomy places the organism in Eukaryota, Bigyra, Opalinata, Blastocystidae.